ACGGUCCAGAAGGGCGCUCGCUUCGUGCGCGAAGGUUCAUUGUCGAUUCUCUUCUCUGAAUCUCUCGUUGCGUUUUCGCAUCGUUGUUCUCGCGCGGCGAUAAGUCGCCGAUCCGCGGGAACGUGAUCAACUUUCCUGGCGAACACAGAAGUGAGACAAAAUGUACAAUGGCAUUGGACUUCAAACUCCACGUGGUUCUGGCACUAAUGGGCAUGUUCAAAGGAAUUGGGCUAUCGUGCGAAAAAACAAGGAUAAAGUCACUUACAAGAUGGAAGAAUCCAAAGCCGAUCAAUUGAAUAAACAACCAAACAAGGAAAUCUUAGACCAUGUCAGAAAGAGAAAAGUUGAGGUCAAGUGUGCAGAGUUGGCUGAUAUUUUAGAAGAUCAAGGAUAUACGAACGAAGAAAUAGAGAACAAGGUAGAACAAUACAGAUCAGUGUUAAUAGGUGGCGAUAUUAAGUCAUCCACGCCGCAAGAUGAAUUUGGCCGAGUUAAUGUACGAGAGACACAUCAGAUCGCCGAGGCGCAGCAGGAGAAGAAUGCGAAGCUUCGCGAAGCAUUCGGCAUUUCCGAAUUCUUCGUGGAAGGCAGUAGCCUAGACCCAGAGCGGCACGCGCGCGAGGCGGAGGCGCGAGCCGCCGCCGCCGCCGCGAGUAAAGUCUACGAGCUGGUGCGUACACCGAGUCCGACGCCGCCACCAGUACCGGAAACGAUCGUCACGACUGCUGAAAAGAAGAAGCGUAAGCGUUCCAGCAGCGCAAGCAAAAAGAAGAAGACCAAGAAGCACAAACGGGAAAGAUCCGAAUCUCCCAAGUCUGGCAAGAAGAAAGAAAAGUCCAAAAAGAGAAAGAAGGAGAAAAAGCAUAAAAAAAUCGAGGCCACAUCGUCUGACAGCGACUCCAGUGAGGAUUCCGAUGAUAGCAACUCAUCUGAGGCCGAAUCGAAGAAGAAGAAGAAAAAGAAAAAGAAAAAGCUCAAAGUCGAGGGAAAGGACAAGCAUGAGAAGAAGAAGACAUCGACUAAACGGAAACGUCAAUCAUCUGAAAGCUCCACAGAUAGUUCCGUGGAAAGACCGAAAAAAUCGGUAAAAUAUGAGAAAACCGUGGACAAGGCAUCAAGGAAUGAAAUUUCCGAGAGUGCUGCAGCCUCGCGAGAACCACUUCCUCCUCGAUCAAUCCGAUCACCGAAGCGAGAAGCAUUGUCUCGAACUACAAUAUCUCGGAAUGAGACUCCGCCACUACCGCCGUCGACCAGUAGUAAAACAAAGAAAGAUUCGCCGAGAAAGAGUACGGCAGAGAAGCGAGACAAAUCGCCGAUGAACCACAACAGGAGUCCUGCUCCAUCAUCAAACAGACGACACAAAUCAUCUUCCAGAAGCAGAGGUGAUAGAAGCGAUAGAAAUGAUAGAGACAGAGAUAGAGACAGAGGAGGAAGAGAAGGAAGAUCUCCCAGGAGAUACUCGAGGUCACGUCGUAUGAGUCCGUCUCCCAAACGGAGACGAGGAUAUUCUAGAUCGCCUAGGAGACACAGCAGAUAUUCCAUGUCCAGGAGUAGAAGUCGCUCCAAAUACGAUCGCUAUGGAUCCUCUCGCAGGAGACCCGUGUCUCCACCAGCGAGACGCAGAGAGACCGAUUCUCGCCGAAGAUCGCGUUCGGCAAGGCGACAGCAACGUCGACGAUCCCGAUCGCGCUCUACGUUGAGUUAUUCACCGGUUAGAAAGAAUCCAGAGCGUUACAAGGAAAUCCUAGAGGAUCGAAAAUCGCGACGAGACCAGAAAAAGAAAACUAAAAGCGAUAAAGCGAAGUCACGCUCGACAUCGAGAAGCAGGAAAACACAACAGAUAGCGGUUGCACCCAGAGUGAGUCUGAGAUCAUCGAGCGAGGACGAAGCCGAUCUGGCCGACGAUGAGCCCAGCAAACAGCAGCAAGAGGAAGACGAGGAAAGGAGAAUUAUAGAAUUGAACACAUUGAAACGAUUACAGAGUGGCUUGGCCGCAAAGGCACGGGAAACAUUAGAGAAGAAAGCAAUCAGUCCUACGAAGAUCAAGAUUGAGAGACGAGAAGAUGUGUUAGAUAUCGCUCUACCGAAUGAACCGCCGAAAACUGUAGCGCAAAAUUCAAUCAUACCGAUUCGAGACAGAUCCACAUCAAAGGAACCAGUUAUACAGGCUCUUCCGAUCAUUCAGUCACCAGUGUCCAGCAGAUCACCGUCGCCGGCUUUACCUCUCACCCGAGAAGAGGCAGCGAUUAAAAUCAGAUCGCCGAGUGAGUCACCGCCGCCAUUGCCUCAGCAAUCUUUUGAUAAAGUCGAUUCCACGUCUCCCAGUGUGAAGACUAAGACAAAUAGUCAGUUCUUGAGAUCGCCAAGUUGCUCGGGCAAGAAAGACUCGCCGUCGAUCGCGUCUUCGAAGAAAGAUGUCUCGAAAAGAGAGUCAUCUUCUCCUACCACAAUGAUAUCCAGAGAGGAUAACACGAUAAUAAAACUGCGUUCGCCGAGUGAAUCACCGCCGCCUUUGCUGAACAUGUCGUUAGCUAGAAUGAAUCGUCACUCGAGAUCGCCAAAAAAAAGUAAAUCGUACUCUAGAUCGGCAUCGAGAUCAUGCACGAGAUCACCGUCCGUCGCGGACAAAAUGAGGUCUUCCAGAUCGCUGUCCAGAGACAAGAAGUCGCGAUCCCGUUCGCGAGGCAAGAAAUCAGCAUCACCUGAGCAACGAUCGACUUCUAGAUCAGCCUCCAGGGCAAAGAAAUCAUCGCCCAAGACGAGAACGAAACAGCAGCACUCGCCCCGAUCUAGAUCUCGAUCCUCGGCAGAGUCAAAGCGCUCGAGCGCAUCAAGAUCGCCCUCGAGGUGCAAGAAGUCCGCUUCGCGAUCCAGAAGUAGAAAUCGAUCGUUGUCGAAGAGGAGGUCGCGCAGCCGUUCUUCUCUAUCAAAGAAAUCUAGGAGUAGAUCGCUAUCGAAGAAGAGAUCACAUAGUCGUUCGCUGUCGAAGAAAUCCAAAAGUCGUUCGCGAUCGGCAUCGAGGAUCUCCAGGGAUAAGGAUAAACGUAGUCAUACUAGAAGUAGCUCCCGUUCUUCUGUUAGCUCUAGGCACAGUCGAGCUAGAAGUUUUUCCAGCUCAUCAAGAUCAUCGAGCAGUGUCUUCAGUCAAUCCUCCCGCUCCACCUCCAGCAGCUCUGCCUCCAGUAGAUCACGCUCGCCGUCGAUACCUCGACGUCAUGGUUCACCUAGUUUUCUGGACAGACGGCGUAUCACGAGCGCGAGGAAACGUCCGAUCCCGUAUCAUCGACCAACUCCGACACCACCCUCAUCGCCGAGUAGUUCUGAAAGCAGUAGACACAGUAACUGGUCCAGUGCGAGUCAUCGAUCUAGCUGCUCCGCGAGUCGUAGUCCGUCUUACACGCGUUGAGAAUUGAGAAAAACG
Messenger RNA from Atta colombica, 3421 nucleotides. It is a transcript of the gene Srrm234, whose product is annotated as serine/arginine repetitive matrix protein 2. The record is from RefSeq and is a predicted model, not a curated record. Lineage: Eukaryota; Metazoa; Arthropoda; Insecta; Hymenoptera; Formicidae. The transcript has 10 exons. The coding region runs from base 161 to 3406 and encodes 1081 amino acids. Gene Ontology annotation, molecular function: mRNA binding.